Messenger RNA from Coregonus clupeaformis (lake whitefish), 736 nucleotides. It is a transcript of the gene tex261, whose product is annotated as testis expressed 261. NCBI's taxonomy places the organism in Eukaryota, Metazoa, Chordata, Actinopteri, Salmoniformes, Salmonidae. Gene Ontology annotation, molecular function: COPII receptor activity. The record is from RefSeq and is a predicted model, not a curated record. The coding region runs from base 135 to 725 and encodes 196 amino acids. The transcript has 6 exons. Gene Ontology annotation, cellular component: COPII-coated ER to Golgi transport vesicle; endoplasmic reticulum membrane; Golgi membrane. Gene Ontology annotation, biological process: endoplasmic reticulum to Golgi vesicle-mediated transport.
CAACGUCCGACUGCCAGUGGGAGGAACUUUGACCAACCACCAGUUAGCUAAAUUAUUUCAUAGCGUAAUAUAGCACUUACUGUCACUUUAGUUUGUUUUUUCAUAUGUAUGUGUGUUGUUUUACAUGAAACGAGAUGUGGUUUAUUUAUUUACUAAGUUGGCUGUCGUUGGUGAUACAAAUAUCUUUCAUCACACUAGCAAUUGCUGCUGGCCUGUAUUAUUUGGCAGAACUAAUAGAAGAAUACACAGUUGCCACUAGUCGAAUAAUAAAGUACAUGAUACUGUUCUCUACAGGUGUACUGACGGGGCUGUACCUGUUUGAGGGCUUCCCAUGGCUGAUGAUGGGCUGUGGUCUCUUCACCAACCUGGUGUACUUUGGCCUCCUGCAGACUUUCCCUUACAUACUGCUGAGCUCACCCAACUUCAUCCUCUCCUGUGUGUUGGUGGUGUUGAAUCACUACAUGGCUUUCCAGUACUUUGCAGAAGAGUAUUACCCCUUCUCAGAGGUCCUGGCGUACUUCACCAUCUGUCUGUGGAUCAUCCCCUUCUCGUUCUUCGUGUCUCUCUCGGCGGGGGAGAACGUGCUUCCGUCCACCAUGCAGCAAGGAGAUGACGUGGUCUCAAAUUACUUCACCAAGGGCAAGAGGGGCAAGAGGUCCGGCAUCCUGCUCAUCUUCUCUUUCCUCAAGGAGGCAGUGUUGCCUAGUCGACAGAAGAUGUACUGAGGCUCUACCGG